Molecule: messenger RNA, 330 nt
Organism: Heterostelium album PN500
Lineage: Eukaryota; Evosea; Eumycetozoa; Acytosteliales; Acytosteliaceae
Exons: 3
Coding region: 1-330 (109 amino acids)
Source: RefSeq, a predicted model, not a curated record
AUGAGUAUAAUUCAAGCUCUUCAUCGUAUUGAGAGAUUCGAUCCAACCAAAGAAUACAAUGAUAACUAUGCAUCACCAAAUCCAGAUGAAAUCAGAAUGAGUGAACCUGCUAGAAGACUGCAACCUCAGAAGUGUGCAUUGGAAGCUGGUGAAGAUCCAGAGUCUGAUCUUUUUAAAUCUGAAAGAUGUAUUCAUCAAGAAGGUAAUAUGAAAUGUAAUUCAUUGAUCUUAGAAUAUUCCAACAGUAAUUCAAGAUGUAUCAAGCACCACGCAGAAUAUAGAAUGAGAAGACAAAGAAGACCAACUUUAAAGAAGACAAAUAAAGCAUAA